Anguilla rostrata (American eel) is the source of this 1534-nucleotide messenger RNA. RefSeq lists its product as uncharacterized. Bases 1 to 615 code for a protein of 204 amino acids. The record is from RefSeq and is a predicted model, not a curated record. The transcript has 8 exons. NCBI's taxonomy places the organism in Eukaryota, Metazoa, Chordata, Actinopteri, Anguilliformes, Anguillidae.
AUGGUGGUGGCUGUUUGCCUGGUUGUGUCCAAACGGCCAGUGUCCCGAUUAAAGGAGGCUCCGCCCAGCCGGUCUAUCCCAACAGUGGCCUUCCUGGUGGUAGGGGCGCUGUUGUUCCUGCUUCUGGUGGUGCUGGGUAUUCUGCUACUCCAGAACAGAGGGCUGAGGAGAGCCCUGUCUCAACGGGACCACGCCCCUCUGCAUGAAGCUGUCUACGAGGAAUUGAGAGUGGCCUAUCAGAGGAUCCGCCCUCUGGGUGAAGGCGUGGGGGACAGCGAGGGACACUCCCUCUCAGAUUCAGCCAGAAGUUCCCAGAAGUCUCCUUGCUUUCAGGGAUCUGGUGAUGGAGGAAAACCGGAGAACUAUGAUGAUGUCAUCCCAGCGGAUAAGCAUCCAGACAGUGUGGCAGGGGAGCUGGUGGAGGGAGAUGCACCAGAGCACUAUGAUGAUGUCAUCACCAUGCAGCUGGGCCCAGAUGCUUUUCCAGGGGAUCAUGUGACAGACACAGAGGAGAAUUAUGAUGAUGCCGUAACUGGACUGGAUCCAAGGGAGAGUGUUCUGGCUGAAACCCCUCCAGCUCCCAGUGGGAUGGACUAUGAUGACGUGGGGGAGUAGCCUCCUGAAAGAGGAGAAGCACUGUGAGAUUGACAGUUUUAACUUUGGAAGUGUCCACCCGCAAGUUUGGAUAGAAUAACUUACAUGGACUCCUUUAUCCUACAUGUCUGAAGCAAAUGUUUUAAUGUCAUAAAACCAUAUCCCACUAGAUCAGUUGUUCAUGAAUUUAUAAUUCACCCAAAAUUAUUUACUGUGGACUCCUUAGCUCAUUCAUAAAUUAGGACACUGGAAAUCCUGGUACUUGUAUACAUUAAGAACAAUAGCUUGCAUUCACUGACACAAUGAGACAGUUACUUUUUCUGACCAAGAUGAUGAUGUACAGCUCAAACUACAUCAAGCCAGUACUGGCCACUUUAAUAUGAAAUUAAUGUAUCAAAAGUUUUGGAAUGUAAAAAUGAAAACUGUGCUUUAGCCUGUGUAAGCUUUUGCUUUAGAUUUGUUUGUAUUUACAUCAAACCCUUUCAGUUUUGGCUGCUGUGUUCAUCAUGUGCAGGUCAGAGCUGUCCAUGUUGGCUCUCUGAUUGACACAUGGAAGGGUAGCCAGACAGCACUUAUCCAGCAUCCCAACAUGCUCAUUUGCAAGAUCACAUUUUUAAACAUGCUUUUAUUGCACAUAGCUGAUGAGUUUGUUCAUCUUUCCAUCUGAGCAGAAGAUGAACAAGGCAGUAAGUCUCCACUGGCUGCUUUGUUACUAUUCAAAACUAUUUCAGUACUACUUAUUUCAUACUGCUUUCAUUACUUCUCAAAUUAGUUAACUACUUUUAUAUAUAUAUAUAUAUUUUUAUGCUAGAUCUUGUAGAAUUAUACUGCUUUUCAUAGACAAGAUUUUAUAAAAAUGAAAUAUAUUUAGCUAAAAUACUCAACGUGUAUUUCUUAGCCUUAUGAAGCAAUACCAGUAUUUUUAACAGCUGUGUGUCAA